UCAAGAGGACUCGAUCUUGAACGUGGAGGACGCCAUUUUGUGUAUUCUCAAUUUUGAAAAGCGCAAUUCCAACUAAAAUGGAUCGAGGAAAUGCCGAUUGUCGCGUUUAUGUGGGAAACCUUCCAACGGACGUUAAAACAAAAGAACUGGACGACUUAUUUUAUAAAUAUGGCACAAUUAAAGACAUUUCUUUGAAGAAGGACACACGUGGCGGGCAACCAUUUGCUUUUAUUGAGUUUGAGGAUCCAAGGUAUUUUUUAGUUAUUGUCUAGAUAUUUCUCUCUGAAAACGCAUUAAAAUGUCUCUUUAUUUAAAAUAAAACUUUCAAAAUACUGUAAAAUCAAGAUAUCAUCAAUAAUCCAGUUCUUGAAUUUGUACUGAUAAAUUUUUUGUUUUAAAUGUUAUUUUUUAUAUACAGAGAUGCCCAGGAUGCAAUUCGGGGUCGUGAUGGUUAUGAUCUUGAUGGUAACCAGUUGAGAGUUGAGUUACCCCGCUCUGCUGGGGGUGGUGGUGGUGGUUUCCGAGGAGGGCGAGGCCAGGGUCGUUUUGGUGGUGGUGGUGGUCGAGGUCGUGGUGGCAGGCCAUUCAUUCCUCGUGGUAAUGGCUUCCGUGUCCUGGUGAAGAACCUCCCUCCUACUGGCAGCUGGCAAGAUUUGAAAGAUCACAUGAGAGAAGCUGGUGAUGUGAUGUUUACUGAUGUGUUUAAUGACUGUACUGGGGUUGUCGAGUUCGCACGACAUGAAGAUAUGAAGAGAGCUGUCAGAAUAUUGAAUGAUACCAAGUUCAGGUCACACCAGGUUGGCAUGUCUAUAUGAAACCGCUUUCAGCGAGCUCAAGCAGCGUUCUUGUCAACACAUGUGUGAUUGCUAAGGGGGGCAGGACUAAAAACUGGGUUUGUGUUAGUUUGUGGUAAUCUUCAACACAUAGGACAAAAUCCAAGAUUUCUGAAGUUUUUUACUUCCUUACAUGAGCACUAUGGUGCAAAAUGCCGCCAAAAUUAGAUAUACCAACUUUUAGGCAACGUCUAUGUUGACAAAAAACGUUGCUUGCUUAAGCUUACUAGUGAUAAGCACAUUUUCUAUUCUCAUGAGAAACUUUCAUAAGCAGUCUUGUAUGCAUUCUAAACAUUGAAGUUUUGCAUUAGAGUAGACAAUGCUUUUAUCUGUGUCAACCGUAGUAAUAGUACAUAAUAAUUUGAUUUGUCAUGUUUCAAAUUUAUUUACAUCUAGCUGAUUUUUCCAUCGUUCGUUUCAGAAUGAAACCUCGUAUGUGACUGUGGAAGAAGAUGAGUCCGCCAGACCAGGCAGAUACAGUAGAUCAAGAAGUCCAAGACGAUCGAGAAGUCGAUCAUUUUCACCAAGAAGAUACUCGAGAUCACCAAAACGAUCUUACUCGAGAAGCCGCUCUCGUUCCAGAUCAUAAGACGUUCUACAUUUUUUCAACAAGGAAACAAAGAUCUUCUGCACAUUUUGUGAUAUUAAAAAUAUAACUUCAAGAUAAUUCAGGACCUUUUUUACACGAAAGAUGGUAAAAUUUUGAUUCCAAAUGCCCACCUUUUUGUUGUGCUGCAGUGCAACAAAUUCUCUUCAAUACAAGUAGUGUUAGGCUUAAAUAAUAAAGAGAUAAUGUAUUAAAUAAGACUCCUGCAGUGAAAUUGUUGAGUAAAAUAGAAAUGUACAACCCAUACAAUAAACAUUUAAUAUUUUAUAUAUUUGUAGAUGAUUAUAUGCUCCUUGUGUAUGGACGUGGAGUGGAGCGGUCAUGCAUAGGAUGGAUAGGAUUAUGGAAGGAUAGGAUUACUUUUUAGCUUGGUAUGAAAACUUCACAUUUCUGCCAAAAAAAUGAAUAUUAUAUGCAUUUAACUCGCAAAAUUUUAAUUCCCAUGACUUCACAAGUAUUUUGAUGUUUUAUUAAAAAUACAAAAUUUUGUCCUGACUUUUGAUAUUAAUAUUACUUCUAACUUGUGUUGUACAGAUUUCUCUUUAUUGUGGAGGAAAUAUUUGGAGGAUAGAGUGGAAAAGGAGGGAUAAUUUUCGACUUUUGGUGGAUAAGGAGUGAUUAUUUUCGAUAAGGGAUGAUUUUGAACAUUUGGAGGAUAAUAGGGGAUAAUUUCGGAUAUUAGAAGGAUAAGGAGAAAUAGUUUUGGACACCACAGGAUAAGAAGGGAUAAUGUGGGACAAUUGCAGGAUAGGAAGGUAUAAUUGCGGACGCAUGCGGGAUAAGAAGGGCUAAUGCUGGAUACAUGAAGGAUAAAAUUGGACACUUGGAGGUUGGAAAGUGCUGGAUAUGAGAGGACCGUGUGGGACAAUUGCAGGAUAGGAAGGUAUAAUUGCGGACGCAUGCGGGAUAAGAAGGGCUAAUACUGGAUACAUGAAGGAUACAAAGGGAUAAAAUUGGACACUUGGAGGUUGGAAAGUGAUAGUGCUGGAUAUGAAAGGACAGGAUAAAUUUGGAGGUAAUAUAGGUGAAUCAGGAUAGUUGAGGAUAAUUUUGCAUUGAAGGAAAAACUGGGUAAAAUAGGGAUAAAUGCGGUAACAGAUUUUUGGAAAACCAUGUUGACAAGGGACAAUUGACCAUUUGCGUAAUAGACUAAAUUUUGAAUUAAACAAGUCUGGACAAAAAUUUCAUCACAGCUUGAAGGAGCAUCACAAAAUUAGUAAUAUUCCAAAGUUUCGUUGCAAAAUGUUGUAAAAUGCGGAAAAUAUAGCCUUGCGAAAUUUGCAAUUUUCAGUCAUUUUAGAUUACAAACGGCAAAUUGACAGCCCCAAACCCUUCGAGGCUGUCAAUUUCCGGUUUGUAAUCUAAAAUGACUGAAAAUUGCAAAUUUCGCAAGGCUAUAUUUUCUGCAUUUUACAUCAUUUUGCAACGAAACUUUGGAAUAUUACUAAUUUUGUGAUGCUCUUUCAAGCUGUAAUGAAAUUUUUGUUGAGAUCAAAAUUUAGUCUAUUACGCAAAUGGUCAAUUGUUUAGAAGUGUACAAAGUUUAUUCUUUGGGGCUAUUUUCUGUACAUAUUAGACUUUGCAAGAGACAAGCUAGCAUGAAAUCCCCCAGAAAAGAUAAUAAAAUUAUUUUUCUGUCUUCUGAUGUAGAAGUAUUACCAAAAACACGAAGAAUUCCUUUACAUGUAAUACACCUAGACAUCAAAACUUUGAUGGAACUUAAUAUAUAUGCUUAAUUAUCUGUACAAUAGAAAAAGUUCAAACUAUUAAAGCUGAGUGUAUAUUGUCUGCUACACAUGCAGUUUGUAAUUGAGAUGUGACGUUGUUUAAUCUCUUGGCGAUGCUGAUCGUGAUCUUGAAUGACUUUUAGCUGGUGACUUGGAACGACUUCUUGAGUGGUCAUGUGACUUGCUUUUAGACCUGCUUCGUGAACGUCUGUCUUUAGAACGACUUCGAGAUCGUUUACCAGAUCUGCUUCGUGAACGACUACGUGAUCGAGAGUAACUUCGCUUCCUGCCUCCUCCACCACUCCCAGAGUCAUCUGUCACAGUCACUUUGCUGGUUUCACCCUAAAUAAAUCAACAUAUUUUAAUGCCUAUGCAUUCACAAGUUCACAUAAAUAUAGGGAUGGCAAGCAAUAUGAAAACCAUUUAGUUCAUGGAUUUGAAAAUCUUUCCUCAAAUACAACAUGUAUUUCAAAGCAUCUUUGUUUUUUGCAAAUUCCAGUUUUUGAUAAACACCAUAUCACUUUAUACCAACAAGUGGGCUGAAAAUACGAGGUUUUAGUUCCUAGAUAAACCAUCUACAUAAGAUUUAUGUUGGGUUUUACUACAUACCAGCACCAUAAAGCUAGAUUGUUUGAACUUGACAUCAAUGAAUUUACACUGAGGUAAUACCUCGGGCUACUUUUCAAGGAAAUUGAUCACUCAGGAAUAUUUUGGUUAAAAACCUGAUGACCAGAAUGUGUCAUGAAUCCUCUCAAUGACCAAGACAAGAUUGAAAUGAAUCCUGAGAAUGAUUCCUCAUGGACGAGAAUUGAGUCCUGACUUUUGAAAUGAUCCGUGAUAUUGAAAAUCAUUGAUAUUGACCAUGGCACAUUGGAAAUAAUUCCUCACUGAGAUGGGGAUUUGAAUCCUGAAAUGAUUCCUCAUUGACAUGGAAAUAUUUCCUCAUUGAUAUUGAAUCCUCAGUGUUGAGAAUGAAGAUCAAAUUUGCUGAUAUGAUUAAUUAGUGUGUUGAUGCAAUUUAUAUACUGAAAUGGUAAAAAUUUAAAUAUGGUUAAGUAAAAAACUAAUUAGGACAAAAUAUAUAACUAUACAUAGUUUUGAAUAACAAGGGCAAACACAUUCCAUACAUACCUCGUGUGAACGGAAUUCAGUAUCAUCUAAAUUCUUAAUGGCGUAUUUGACAUCAUCAGAGUGAGCAAACUCCACAAUGCCAGAACCAUCACCAUAGACUUCAGCAUAGAGUACUUCACCCGCUUCCCGCAUGUGGUCUUUGAUAUCUUGCCAACUACCAGUGGACGGUAGCCCUUUCACUAACACUCUGUUGUUUGAACGUCGUGGGGGGACGCCUCUCCCAGAUCUACCACCACCAUAACCUCCGCUGUUACCACGACUACGACCACCAUCACGGCGGUUGUUUUGACUGCCUCGUGUGAACUCUACUCUGACGCGUCGACCAUCAAACUCAUAACCAUCACGACCUCUCACAGCAUCUUCUGCAUCUCUACAAGU
Molecule: messenger RNA, 4676 nt
Organism: Paramuricea clavata
Lineage: Eukaryota; Metazoa; Cnidaria; Anthozoa; Malacalcyonacea; Plexauridae
Source: the annotation of a GenBank genome assembly